Molecule: messenger RNA, 3004 nt
Organism: Ostrea edulis (European flat oyster)
Lineage: Eukaryota; Metazoa; Mollusca; Bivalvia; Ostreida; Ostreidae
Product: phosphatidylinositol 4-phosphate 5-kinase-like protein 1
Exons: 10
Coding region: 108-1448 (446 amino acids)
Biological process (GO): phosphatidylinositol metabolic process
Molecular function (GO): phosphatidylinositol kinase activity
Source: RefSeq, a predicted model, not a curated record
GUUCCGAUUAUUGUUUACAAGUUGUCAUGCGAUAAACUAUAGCUAUACUGUCAACAACAGUCACCUACGGAUAACACCGUAUAGACUUUGUUGAGAUGACCUGAAAAAUGUCUUCUCCAAAAAGACAGCUUUCAAAGGGAUUAUCCAAUAAUAAAUGGAUGAAACUAUGGAAAAAAUGGCAAAGAAAGGAUGUUACCUUGGUGAAUGAAAAUCACCGCCGCCACAGUGCCCUGGAGUGCAUCAGGGAGGGAAUCCGGGACUUGUUUGACAAACAUCCAGAGCUGGGGAUUAAGGAUUACUUGACAGAAGACGAUUUUUGCCAUGUUCACAGUAAGAAAAUUCGGACGAAACACGGACAGAAAUUUAGAUUCCGGAGCUAUGCCAGCUCUGUGUUUGCUUGCAUUAGGAGGGCUGUGUCUGUUUCCGACGAGGAUUUUCUGUCAUCAAUGGCUCCAGAGGAUGGACUGGAGUAUUUGGAGUUUUUCAGCAAUUCUAGAAGUGGACAGGAUUUUUAUCUCAGUCAUGAUCAACAGUUCAUCCUGAAAACUGACAAGAAAUACCAUCUGGAAUUCUUUAUGACAAUUCUUGGGGACUAUUUGAUGCAUUUCCAGAAUUAUCCUCACUCGCUCAUAGUCAAAUUUUUAGGACUCUAUUCAGUCAAUGUCUCCGGUCAACCCAAGGUGUAUUUUCUUGUGAUGCAGAACGUGUUUUUCCCUGUGGAACGAAUUGAAGUACGGUUUGAUUUGAAAGGUUGUUAUGGUGGAAGGUAUCAAAAGCCCUAUUCAGAAGAAAAGGGAGUACUCCAUGUCCUGAAGGAUCAGAAUUUUCAUUGUCAGAGCAUUGACUUAGGAACUCAGCGAGACUGGUUUGUGCGUCAGUUACACAAUGAUGUUAAUUUUCUGCGAGGCCUAGGUGUACAAGAUUACAGUCUGUUGUUUGGUCGUCACGAUCUCCAUGUUGAUGAUCAGCAGACAACAUUUGGAAACCUUGUGACCAGACUGAGAAAGUCUUUUGCCAAACGACAAUCAUCAUCCAUUUUAGCUGCACGUCGUGGGCAUAAUCAUGUUCAUCCUACAGACACCAUUCCUGAGGAAGCAGACGACUCAUCUGGACAAACACAAGAGGAAACGAAUAAAACCGUCACAGCAGUUAAACAAAGGACUAUUACACGUACCAGUCUAGGCAGCUUGCUGGAGUCUUCAUCGCUAAAUACGGAUUCUGCAAACAGGAGACUCCUUCCUGAAUGCAAGAACCCCUUGCAUGUAAUUGAUGGAACUCAUGAAAGAUAUUACAUGGGGAUCAUUGACUUUUUUACACAGUAUGAAUGCAAACAACAAGUUGCUCGAGUCCUGAAAGUCUUUAAGAAUUGUACUGGUGAUCAUUCAACAGUACCACCAGAUAAGUAUGCUGACCGAUUUCUGAGAUUCAUUGAGGAGAGGACAGUCUAGCUUGUUAAUGAUGUUAUAGGAGAAAUAACUGCAAUAAUUAUGUCUCCCCCGCCUUCUUCCAGGGGGAGAUGAUUUUUUUUUUAUUGUACUUUAAGUCCGUUCCUCUGUCUGUCACAAAAUCUUGUAAAUGCUUCUCCUCCUGCAUGGCUUAUCAGAUAGACUUGAAACUUUGCACAGUGCUUCAUUGUCAUUUGUAGAUGUACAUAUUGUUGGAACAAGAGGAUCCAAUUAUUUUCCUAAUAGUUAUAGUGGAUAUAUGAGAGGUGGGGCAAAAUAGCUUGUGAACAUUUCUCCACCUAUAUGGCUUAUCAGAUAAACUUGAAACUUUGUACAAUGCUUCAUUGCCAUUUCCAGAUGUGCAUAUUGUCAGGACAGGAGGAUCUAAUUGCUAUCCUCAAAAUUAUAGUAGAUCUUAAAAAGAGGUGAAAGGUGUAAAAUAGCUUGUGAACACUUCUCCUAUAUGACUUCUUGGAUAGCCUUGAAAUUUUGUACAAUACUUUCAAGAGAUUAUCAUUUAAUGAUGUUCACAUUGUUCUAACCCAGGGAUCUACAUUAUCUUAAAAUUUACAGUGGAUCAGAGAGGAGUGUUUUAUCGCUUUUUUCCAUGUACAUGGGUUCACUUUCCUACUGGCACUUCAGCAUAACAGUCAGUGUUUUCAUAUCAUAUUAUUACGACAUUGGUCACAUUGAUGUUGAAUCUUUCCCUCAAAACACAAAGUGCAGUUCAUAAUGUCUAUGUUUCUGCUCAUAUUUUCUCCCCCAUACCAUGCAGUAUAUGAAGGGGACGAGGUGUAAAUUGGAACAAUUUCAAUUUGGGGAGCUGGGGAGACAUUUGUUUUUAACAAAAACAAAUUUUAUCUUAUGAUAUGGUAGCAGUCCAUGUACAUGUAAGUUGACAAGGAACCAAUUUGCUCAACUUCUAAAUUAUUCUAUAUUUUAUUUACAUUUUACUGAUGAACUGUUUUAUUGUCUUUAGUAAUCAUCAAUCUCUAACUCUGACAAUCGUUUACUCAUGACCUAUUCAUCACACAAUGUAUUACUACUAUCCCGAGAAAAACCUUACAUGGCUUCAUCCAAAGAAUGUGCAAUCAGUUGAAAGACAAGCUGUUCAAAUUUUCCUGUUACUGGUAGUUUGACAGAGGGCAAAUCCAUCUCCAGUAGAUCAAGGCCUAAACUGAAACUGAGGUGUGAAGUUUUAGAAAUCAGCCCUUCCGUUAACAUCCCAUUAGUCGAGUUUAUCUUACAGAAUGUGUGAACAUCUCAAGUCUUUUUGCAAGUGUUGCUAUGAAUUUUUUAUACAAACAUAAGCAUCAAAUUUGUUUCAGCACUUGAAAUCAUAUAUUGUUUAUUUUUUAUGUACCAGUACUAAUACACAAUGUCAUACACUGUAAAGUUGGACUUACAAAUCAGGUCAAACUAAACUGCUACAAUUUGAAAGCUUUGUAUUUUGUGUAUUUUUUAAUGAAUGAUGUCUUGCUUGUACUUGGAGUGUCGAUUUUCUAUGCAGAUUAUGUAGAAUUUAAACAUAGUAUGUAUUAAACAUUUAUGAACAUGAA